CCGAGUCGUGUCGUGUAGUCAUCGUAGUCAUUCUUUAGCUCUGUAGUUUCUUUGUACUAUUUAUUUAAUUCAAUUUUGUAAUAUUAAAAUGCAGGAGUCCUAUCCAACAAUACGAAAGGUGCCAACACACAUAAUCACAUGGGGAAAAUGGAUAGAAGAAUCGCUUGGCGAUCAUAAGGAGAUUAUUCUGUGCAUUACUGGUAAUCCUGGACUGCCAGGUUUUUACACAAAAUUCUUAUCUACUGUGUAUGAUUGCCUUGACAAAAGAAUACCUGUGUGGGUCAUCGGACAUGCCGGCCACGAUGAAGCUCCCGAAAGUCCAUAUAAAAAACCAGUUCCUCCGAUAGAAAAUAAUGAAAAUCUGUAUGAUCUAAACGGUCAACUGGAACACAAGAUUGAAUUCAUCCGUAAAUAUAUUCCAAAAAAUGUCAAAGUGCAUCUCAUUGGUCAUUCCAUCGGUUGUUACUUAGCUUUAGAACUACUCAAAAUUCCUGAUGUCAGCGAAAAGGUUCAAUUUUGCUAUAUGCUAUUUCCCACUAUUGAACGAAUGGCCGAGGCCAAAAAUGGAUUUAUAUUGACCAAAAUCGUAAGACCAAUAUACUGCGCAUUGCAAUGGUUCUAUCGGUGCUUUGCUUUGCUACCAACGUUAAUCAAAAUAUGGAUCAUAUAUUUUUACUUUCUGUUAACUCGCACACCCAAAUACUAUUUAGGAACAGCCCUUAAGUAUACAAAUCCUGCAGUUAUGGAUAAAGUGUGGUUUAUGGCAAUGGAUGAAAUGAAGCUGGUUCGAAAUUUGGACUUAGAAAAUAUCCAGUUGAAUAAAAGAAGACUGAAGUUUUAUUAUGGCACAAUUGAUGGAUGGGCUCCAGUAAAAUACUAUCAUGAACUGAAACAAAGGAUACCGGACGUGGAUGCGGAAUUGUGCACAAGAAAAAUUGAACAUGCUUUCGUGAUGCGCUCGGCGUCGACGAUGGGAUUUAUGGUAGCUGAAAGGAUACGUAAGCAAGCGAUGAUUGAUUGAUUCUAACGCAAUUUUUAGCGAUUUGUCUCAUUCAAAUAUAGGUUCUAUAAAACA
This is a messenger RNA of Sabethes cyaneus, 1075 nucleotides long. RefSeq names its product lipid droplet-associated hydrolase (gene sturkopf). Gene Ontology annotation, molecular function: lipase activity. The record is from RefSeq and is a predicted model, not a curated record. Gene Ontology annotation, biological process: lipid storage. Bases 89 to 1021 code for a protein of 310 amino acids. Gene Ontology annotation, cellular component: lipid droplet. The transcript has 2 exons. Lineage: Eukaryota; Metazoa; Arthropoda; Insecta; Diptera; Culicidae.